CCCAUCUCUCCCACCUCUGAAUUUCUUUCACUUUCUUCCCCCUUCAUUUUCACAAAUCUCCCCUUCUCCAGAUUCAGGAGUGGUUUACUAGUAGCAGAUUUUUUGAGAUUGGCAGGUUUAACUAGGAGUUUGUUCAAACUUUUUGUUUGCUGCUUUCGAUAAUUUUCCAUAUUUCGAGUUUCGGAUAAAUGUUAGAUCUUAAUCAGACUCCUGCAGAAGAAAUGCAAGGUGCAGCUUCUGAAAGAUAUUCAAGGAGCACAAAUCAACCAGACGCUGAAUAUAUCUGGACCAAUUUAUCAGAACAGCAGAAGCUUGUUGCAUCAAACAGUUUCAAUGUUUAUUGCAGGCCUGUACAAAUCUACAACAAAAUCCAGUCUCGCCCAAGAUUCCUUCAGAGAUGCUUGUACCACAACAGAAAGGCUAAGCACAAGAAGAGGAUUCUAAUGACAGUUUUGCUGUCGUGGAAAGUAGAAGAAAUUCAAUCUCUUUUUCCUAUGUGUAUCUGUCUGGGAAGGCUGUUGGAUCCAAAGGAGGAACCCACAGGGGAAGAAAGCUAUCAUGUUCGUCGGAUAUCCACAUUUGAAGGUCCCACUGGAAUAGAUUGGGAUGGAAUUAAUCAUGUCCGAAUAAGUUUUAUGCUUCCUCAUAUCGAAAAGUUAGCUGUGGAAACUAAUUGUGACAAAUAUUUUCUCUUCAUUCUCACUUCUGCGGAAAACCCAAUUUCAUUGUCUACAGUCAAUGCAAGAACGUUGACUUCGGAGGAGGUGGCUUCUAAUGAAUCAUCUGGUGGAGAGAAAUGCGUUUAUGGGAAAGUAUCUCUGAAAUUUCUUUAUGAGAUUUUGAAUAUAUCUCCAGAUUCUCCUUUGCAAUAUCGAACUGAGAUUCAAUUUAGCACCCAACUUCGUUCUUGUAAUUUGAAGUAUUGGUUGAAACAUUAUACUCGAACAACAAGCAGCACCAUCUCCAUUAGAGAUUCCAAUGAUUCAGAGGGUAUAUCAAAGAAACUUGAGAUCUCAACUAGUUUUGAAGAAUUUGGAGCAGCUUCUGGCAGGACACAGGAGAGGAAAGAAGAGCCAUCUUCAUCUUUAUUGCCUCAUUUCACUUGGUCACCAGGAAUUGUCUCAUUUUAUUACAGGUAUUACCAUAACAUGUUGCACAGACUCGAAGUUACUGAGAAUUUCACCUGCGCAAUCUGUUUGGUACAGUGUAUAAACUAUAAGAGUUUAAAAUUCCACCUAAAGUGGUCGCACCAGAUAUUUAGGUUUGGAUUUUCGGAAUCAGAAGAAUUUCCAUCUGUAUCUGUAUCUGUGAAGAACGAAAACUGGUUGCGAGAGUUCAUCGAUCCAAAAGUUGAUACUUUUAUGUACUGUGUCAAAAAACCAAAGAGCAGAAAGAUGAAAACUUCUUCUCAUGGAAGAAAUGAUACAGAUCCGCUGUUAGACGUGGAACUACGUAUUGGUAUUGCGAAUGCUCGGCUACAGGAAAACAUGGUGCAACAAGACCAGCCCGACGAGGUUACAACGUUAGAAGUUGAGCAGGAACAGGUUUCAAAUGCAGUAUCAGAUCCGUCUCAGGGUUGUGUCUCAUCAGUGUCUGAUCAUGAUGAGACACGUGGAGUGCAGGAAGUUGAUCAUGAAGAGAUUUCAAAUGCAAUUGUGGUGUAUACUGGUGAAGAUUGUGUCCCUGCAAUUUCUGACAUUGAUAAUGGGGCACUUACUGUGCUAGAAGAAGUUGUUUCAAAUGCAACUAUUUGGCAUACUAAUGAGGAUAGUGUCUCUCCAGUUUCCGAGCAUGAUGCUGUGCCACAAGAUGCUGUGCCACAAGAUGCUGUGCAACAAGAUGCUGUGCCACAAGAUGCUGUGCCACAAGAUGCUGAGCAACAAGAUGCUGUGCAACAAGAUGCUGUGCAACAAGAUGCUGUGCAACAAGAUGCUGUGCAACAAGAUGCUGUGCAACAAGAUGAGGUUUCCAAUGCAAUAAUGUUACAUCCUAGUCCGGAUUUUGUUCCAUUUGUACCCAUGAAUGAAGGUACAAGUUCAGUGACACAAGCUGAAGAGAAAGAGAAGUUACUAAGUGAACGCUGUGACCCAAAUAUGCUUGCUCGGUGGAAGAAGCGAACCUUUUAUCAUUCUCACACAUACCAGGCUAUGGAUCUUGAAGAAGUGGUAAAGGAUGAAGACAGUGAGGAUGAAAUUAAUGAGGGUGCUAGAGUGAUUGAAGAUAGAAGAAAACUUGAGCUUCUUGGUCUUUCUGAGGAUCAGAAGCGGCUCGUAACUAUGUGGACCUCAUUUGUUAAGAAACAUCGUGUGCUGGUAGAUGGCCAUAUGAAUUGGGCAUACGAAGCUUUCACAAGAUAUCAUUGUGCUGAGCUUGUCCAUUCCACCCCAUUAGCCUGGGCUUGGAGAUUGUUUAUGAUAAAACUAUAUGAUCUGGGUCUUCUAAAGCCAAAGACUGUGGCUGCAUGCGCUGCUAUUCUCCAACAAUACAGGGAACAGAAAUAAGAUCCAAAAGCUAAGGCCUUUCCUAACCCUUUUUCAAAAUAAAAGAAACAAAUGACAGAGAAAAGAACUUCUCUUUGUUGUACUGUUACUACUUUCCAACUUUUAAUUGCUAUCUUUGUUGUACUAUUACUACCUUCCAACUUUCAAUUCCUCCUUUGUUGUGGAGCUGAAGAAAUUUGCAAGCUACCACAUAUAUUUUCUAUUUAUUUCUGUUACAGUGUGAAACAUUAAAAUUAGAGAGCAGAGGGAUUCUCAGGCUCACAUUUUC
Vigna angularis (adzuki bean) is the source of this 2769-nucleotide messenger RNA. RefSeq names its product polycomb group protein EMBRYONIC FLOWER 2-like. Lineage: Eukaryota; Viridiplantae; Streptophyta; Magnoliopsida; Fabales; Fabaceae. Bases 189 to 2501 code for a protein of 770 amino acids. Gene Ontology annotation, molecular function: chromatin DNA binding. Gene Ontology annotation, cellular component: nucleus. The record is from RefSeq and is a predicted model, not a curated record. The transcript has 24 exons.